AUGGCAGUUUUCUUUAUCUGCUUCAGAGAAUGCCUGGAGACAACUAUAGUUGUGUCCGUCCUUCUGGCUUUCUUGAAGCAGUCGUUAGGGAGGCCAGAGGACCAAAAAACGUAUAAGAGUCUAGUGAAACAGGUCUGGAUAGGAUGUGGUUUAGGUCUGUUUAUUUGUCUCGCCGUUGGAGCGGGCAUGAUUGGCGCCUUUUACGGCCUCGGUACGGAUUCAUUCGCUAAGACCGAGGAUAUCUGGGAAGGUGUCCUAGCCAUCAUCUCCUCGUUGAUUAUCACUCUCAUGGGCGGAGCUCUUCUACGCGUUUCCAAAAUGCAGGAUAAAUGGAGAGUGAAGCUGUCCAAAGCUCUGCAGCACAAAAACUACUCGAACGAGUCUGGAAGGGGUCGCUUGAGGCGGUGGACAGAGAAGUACGCGAUGUUUAUUUUGCCGUUUGUGACUGUGCUACGUGAAGGCCUCGAGGCUGUUGUCUUUGUCGGUGGUGUCGGAUUGGGGCUUCCUGCCACCUCAUUUCCUUUGGCUGUCGUGUGUGGUCUUCUGGCAGGCUUUGUGAUCGGAUACUUGAUCUACAGAGGAGGACGAGAAGCAUCCAUGCAAAUCUUCCUGAUCAUUUCCACUUGUUUCCUCUACCUAGUGGCUGCCGGGCUGCUCUCGCGCGGCGUCUGGUUCCUUGAGAACAACGCAUGGAACCUUCAAGUCGGAGGCGAUGCGUCAGAAACUGGAUCCGGCGCGGGGUCCUACGAUAUCCGCCAAAGUGUCUGGCACGUCAACUGCUGUAACCCGAACAUAGGGGGAGGAGGUGGCUGGGGUAUUUUCAACGCCCUGCUUGGAUGGACAAACUCAGCAACUUUUGGGUCGAUACUCUCGUACAAUCUGUACUGGAUCUGCGUCAUGGUCGGCUUCUCUCUGAUGCUCUACCGCGAGAGAUGCGGUUCCAUUCCUGUUAUUGAUCCGAUACUUACUCGCGUUAAGGGGUAUAAGGCAAGAGCUAAGGUAUUUAUAAUUCGUCGGCCUGUGGAACAUGACACGCCUCCCUUCGAGCCUGCUAAUAUUAUUGAGCCGACUCUGAAGAAUGGCUCUGGUGCUGGGAAUUCGACGGUCAUGCGGCCCAAAGUGUAG
Molecule: messenger RNA, 1125 nt
Organism: Aspergillus tanneri
Lineage: Eukaryota; Fungi; Ascomycota; Eurotiomycetes; Eurotiales; Aspergillaceae
Product: FTR1 family protein
Exons: 3
Coding region: 1-1125 (374 amino acids)
Biological process (GO): iron ion transmembrane transport
Cellular component (GO): plasma membrane; high-affinity iron permease complex
Molecular function (GO): ferrous iron transmembrane transporter activity
Source: RefSeq, a predicted model, not a curated record